CAGUGUUGUGUUGUAACGUAACUUGUACGCCGGUAUUACUAAAAUUAGUUUAUAUUCAUACAUAAUAAAUAAUUAGUCCCAAAAACUAAUAAAAAUGGACAAAAGCAAAGAAAAAGAAGAGCAGAGUAUCAUGGAUAAGUCCAUGAGAUCUGUCUUUGUGGGUAAUAUUCCUUACGAAGCCACCGAAGAAAAGCUAAAAGAUAUAUUCAGCGAAGUAGGCCCUGUGCUAUCUUUUAAACUUGUAUUUGAUAGAGAAACGGGCAAGCCGAAAGGUUAUGGAUUUUGUGAGUAUAAAGAUCAGGAAACGGCCCUUAGCGCUAUGAGAAAUCUCAAUGGAUAUGAAAUUGGUGGUCGUUCUCUGAGAGUAGAUAAUGCUUGUACUGAGAAAUCAAGAAUGGAAAUGCAAGCAUUAAUGCAAGGCCCUCAGAUUGAGAAUCCAUAUGGUGAGCCUGUUGAGCCAGAGAAAGCUCCUGAAGCUAUUAGCAAGGCGGUGGCCACACUCCCUCCGGAACAGAUGUUUGAACUCAUGAAACAAAUGAAACUUUGUAUUCAGAACAACCCAACAGAAGCAAGGAACAUGUUGCUGCAAAAUCCACAACUAGCUUAUGCUCUACUGCAAGCCCAAGUAAUAAUGAGAAUUGUAGAUCCAGCCACAGCAGUUACAAUGCUUCACCCUAGCAACCCGGUGCCACCCGUACUCCAGCCAGGUGACAAACCUCCUCCGCCAGCUAGCUACAAUCCACAAGCAGUGCAACAACCUGUACCACCUCCACAUAUGAACAACCCUCCACCAAACCAGUAUGGAGCCCGUCCGCCCAUGCAAAACAUGCCGCCGAUGCAGAAUAUGCCACCGAUGCAGAAUAUGCCGCCGAUGCAGAAUAUGCCGAUGCAAAAUAUGCCAAUGCAAAAUAUGCCACCUAUGCAAAACAUGCAGAUGCAGAAUAUGCAAGGCAUGGGAAUGGACGUGGAUCUUCGUGGGGCACCGCUGCUUGAUCAGGAUAUGCGCAGUCUGCCGCCGGUGCCCGCGCCGCAUCCCGUGCCGCCGCCGCAGCAAGACGGGUCGUUUCCGCGUGAUCCGCGCCUGGCGAACAUGCAGUCGUUCAGCCAAGACCCGCGCGUGAGAUCAAACGACCCCAGGAACCAGCCUAAACCGCCACAACAACAAAUGCCUCCUGGCAUGCCGAAUGCUGCUCAAGCAAGGACUAUCCAAGGAAUUCCAUCAGGAGCGUCAGACCAAGAAAAGGCCGCGCUUAUUAUGCAAGUACUGCAGUUGUCGGACGAACAAAUUGCUCUGCUGCCUCCGGAGCAAAGAGCCAGUAUACUUAUGCUCAAAGAGCAAAUCGCUAAGAGCACUCAACAGCGUUAAUUUCUAUUACUACAACUAAAACAGUAUAUUAAAAUGUAUAUGAAAAUAUGAUAAUUGAUAAUUAAAUAUAGAUAACA
Aricia agestis (brown argus) is the source of this 1443-nucleotide messenger RNA. RefSeq names its product cleavage stimulation factor subunit 2 tau variant (gene CstF64). The transcript has 10 exons. The record is from RefSeq and is a predicted model, not a curated record. NCBI's taxonomy places the organism in Eukaryota, Metazoa, Arthropoda, Insecta, Lepidoptera, Lycaenidae. Gene Ontology annotation, biological process: mRNA 3'-end processing. Gene Ontology annotation, molecular function: mRNA binding. Gene Ontology annotation, cellular component: mRNA cleavage and polyadenylation specificity factor complex. Bases 95 to 1366 code for a protein of 423 amino acids.